CUCACAUCUUGCCUAUCAAUAAUUGAGGCGCGCGCCAGAGAGCAGACGGAGCUUCCCCUCCCGCGCUGCUGCUAUGAGUGCUGCUGUCCGCCCGCUCGGCGCGCGACUCUCCCUCUGUUUGUUCCGGAACAGGAGCCGCUGACAGGUGCGACAGGAGGAGGAGACCGGCUGAGCGACCGGGACUGGACCGGAGCGAACACCAGCGAGUCCAUCCGGGUCGGAGUUUAACCGUUAACCGCAGCAGAACGGAGCGGCUCGCGCAGGUUUAAACUUCUGCUAUUGUUGGGGCUUUUUUUUUUUUUUUUUUUUACUUUCUGGUCCGGAAUGUUGGUGCUGUGCCUGCUGAGUGCCGCCUGGCUCGCUGCUGGCCCGGUUCGGGCUCAGAAUGAGACCGAACCCAUCGUGUUGGAGGGGAAGUGCCUGGUGGUGUGCGACUCCAACCCGACCUCGGACCCGACGGGCACGGCGCUCGGCAUCUCGGUGCGCUCCGGCAGCGCGAAGGUGGCUUUCUCCGCGGUCCGGAACACCAACCACGAGCCGUCCGAGAUGAGCAACCGAACCAUGGUCAUCUACUUUGACCAGGUUUUAGUAAACAUUGGGAGGAAUUUUGACGAGGAACGAAGUAACUUCAUCGCGCCGCGGAAAGGGAUUUACAGUUUUAGCUUCUAUGUAGUCAAAGUCUACAACAGCCAAGCCAUACAGGUGAGCCUGAUGCACAACGGCUGGCCGGUGAUCUCUGCAUUCGCCGACGACCAUGAUGUGACACGCGAAGCUGCCAGCAACGGCGUUCUGAUCCAGAUGGAGAAGGGUGACCGGGCCUACCUCAAACUGGAAAAAGGACACCUGAUGGGCGGAUGGAAAUUCUCCACUUUCUCCGGGUUCCUGGUGUUCCCGUUGUAGAGAGGAAGAAGGAGCUGGGGAUGGAAACAAAGGAGGAAGACGGAAAGUUCAGAAGCGGGAAAAAAAGGACACAAAUGAGCUGGAGGAAGAGAAGAAGAAGAAAAGAGAGGGCGUGACAACGGACGAUGAUUUAAGAUGAAGUUUGAUUAAAGGAAUUAAGAAAAGCUGGUACAUGAGAGAAAAUGGCCACCUUCUCCACUUCCUCCUUUCAUCCAUCCCUUCAUCCAUCCUUUUCCUCUCUCCAUUUUCUUUGUGGCUUAACUGCAGCUUUGGACAGCCAAAACUUUUUUUACUCUCUGCUGAAAAACGCAGCUGAUCAUCUUAUCGUGUCCUGAAGUGUAAGAAUCCCCUCUUUCCUCCUCACUCCUUCAUCCAGCCAUCCGUUUAUCACAUCCCUUCAUCCAUCAGUCUCCUUAAACAUCAACUCUGAAGAAUGUUCUCAAGAGAAAAACUCUUUUCGUUUCUGUUAUUUUUUAUUUUUGUCAUUUAGAGCAAGAUUUGUUCUUGGUUUCAUUUAAAAAAAAUUAAUUUAAACAUGUAACAAACCCAAUUAUGUGAUUGCAGCCUGGGGAUGCUGGUUUAAUUUUUUCAAUAUGAUUGACUUUAAUGUUACUGUUAAAACGUAGUGAAUUAUCCCACAUUUUCUCUUUUGUAAUUUAUUUCUUAAGUCAGUGGUGCAUACUUUCCUCUAUAUCACAGAUAUUACCUUUUAAUAUUUAAAUUCCUUCCCAGAUUAUUAUUGAAAUUUAAGACCUUAAUGAAUUCAAAUCACUGUUAAGAUUUCUUAUGAACUAGUCGUGGGAUAUGAUAGGCGAACAACAUUUCCACUGUAAACUUUGUGAACACGCAACAAACACGCUUUAACCAAAACUAACUUGCCGUAACGAAGCAAAACAUUCUGACAGAACGAGCAAAAAAUUAACAAACACGACAAGACAAACGUAAAUAUAAUUUAAAAUAUGGUAUGGAAAGUUUAGCCAUAUUUAAGAUAUUUUAAAAAAUAAACAUUGAAUAAGUAAACAUAAAUCACUUUGUUAAACCUUCAUUCUGUGGAUGAGACUAAACGUAGCUAUUUGAUGUUUCUCUAAGCCUAACAUAAGCUCCGCCCAGUUUAACGCUAAAUAUAAGUCAGAUGUUUUCUAAACAUUUUUUUACUGUAUUAAUGCUCAGUGAGUGAAAACGUUUAUACAUUUACUGCUUUCCGCUGAAAUUCAGAAGCCGAGGAAUGAGUCAGUAAACGUGAAAGUAUUUUAACUCCAAGUUGUAAGGAGGACCAAACGUGACAAGUAUUUUGUUUUACUGAAGAAACAAACCAAACAAACUAUCCAGAACUUUGAUGAAAAACAUAAUUGGGUGUUUUUAAAUCACCAAAAUGUUUGGAAAGUAAAAUUAAAUAUUUCAGUAAACGUAAAAGUAAUUUAACUCCAAGAUGACAAUUAAAAAUAAUACAAUUAAAUUGAUUUAAUUCUGGUUUUGCACGUUAGCUACAUAUGUACAGUGUAAACAGUGUAUAAAAAUGAAAGGUUGAAUCAAUCUUUUGUCAUCUGAAUUUCUAAUUCCUGUUGAGGUCAAGUGGAGUUUUAUUUAUUUAAUUCGCCUCAUUCCUGCUGCUGUUCUUCAGAAACAAACUUCCUCAUCUUUUGGACCCUCCUCUCUUUUACUCUAUGCUGCUUUCCAUGAAGUACAGAUUUUUAUUUCAUCCUCCUUUGGUUUAUUUUUCACCACAUUCCCCAACUGGCCACCAUUUUGUCCCUCCGCCCUGGACCGCCCGGUGUUUGUUCGCUUCGAAGCACGGACUGUCCUUCGCUUCUCUUCGUGUUGGACUGUGAACUUUGAACCCUGCUACCAUGGAACUUUAACAAUAUAUAUAUACACACAUAAAUAUAUAUAUAUAUAUAUAUAUUUACACACACAUCCAUACACACGCACACAAAUAUAAAUAUAUCAAAGCCACUGUUUUUAUUCUCCUGGUAUUAUGAUGAUAAUAAUGGUACUACUAGGUAAUGAAUUUGACUGAUGACUAUAUUAUCUGUAUUUCUGUACUUGAGUGUUAUAUAAAAGAGAAACAGAAACCUAAUAUUGAUUGUGUGGAAAAAUCUGAACCUGCCAUUCUGCUGAUUAAAAACCUGCUUCUUGUUUUUGUUUUGUGUCGAACAAAUUGUGGCUAAACGGCUAAAACUACUACUUCUAUAGAUAAUGAUAGCGUAAAAGGUCUAUUAUUAUUAUUAUUGACUGUAAAAAUAUUAUAUUUAGACUUUGCGAUUAUUAUUUAUUAAUUGAAUCA
Messenger RNA from Xiphophorus maculatus (southern platyfish), 3184 nucleotides. It is a transcript of the gene cbln1, whose product is annotated as cerebellin 1 precursor. NCBI's taxonomy places the organism in Eukaryota, Metazoa, Chordata, Actinopteri, Cyprinodontiformes, Poeciliidae. The transcript has 3 exons. The coding region runs from base 325 to 900 and encodes 191 amino acids. Gene Ontology annotation, molecular function: protein binding. Gene Ontology annotation, cellular component: glutamatergic synapse; synaptic cleft. The record is from RefSeq and is a predicted model, not a curated record.